AUGAGAAGCUACGGCUACUGCGGAUCCAAGAAGGAAUUAUGGUAUUCCUCGUGGGGCGCGCAAGGCAAAUCUCCAAUUUGGCAAACAACGAGACCGUCCGGGCCUUCGCGCUAUCGCUCUUUGGCGGGAGAAAAGUCUUGCCGACAGAACCACAGGGUAGCGAUUUCCACACGGGAAUUUACUCCGGGACUUCCGCAGCGUCGUCCUCUUCUGUGGGGGCGAUUGAAAGUGAAACGCCCAUUAGAAGUGAUGUUACGGUUGCUGCUGGUGGUGUUAAAUCCAGCAGCAAGAUUUCUGCUGCCGAUGCGGGUGCAGCUGUUGUGA
Molecule: messenger RNA, 324 nt
Organism: Amoebophrya sp. A120
Lineage: Eukaryota; Dinophyceae; Syndiniales; Amoebophryaceae
Source: the annotation of a GenBank genome assembly